AUGAAGCCCGUGAAUCGGGAUCGGCUUUUCUUUAAAGUCAGGGAUGGAGCGUUUUCCGAAGCUCGGAAGGCUCUGGAGGGAGCCAAAAUAGAGUGGAAGCAUUCCUCUCUGGAGCAGAACUUUCUCUUCUUCGCGGCAGCCCGAGUACGCCCUGGGUCCGAACAGCUGGCGAAGCUGUGUGUAAAGAUGGGGGUAGAUCUGGCAGAGACAGACAAGCACCAGCAGACUCCACUCUUCUAUGCUGCAUCGAGAGGGAAUGCCACAAUGGUGACAUUUUUGCUGAAUCUGGGGUUCGAGCCGAACUUCCAGGAUAACAUCAAAGAAACGCCAAUUUUUUACGCAGUUAGGCAUGGACACAAGGAGAUAACGAGCCUGCUUAUAGAACGGGGAGCAUCCCUAGACGUAGUUUCGACCGCUGGCCUCAGCCCACGGAACAUGUUGUCCGACUCCCAGCCAGACAUGCUCCAGACGACACGAAAGCGGAAAGCAGCUGACUCGCCAGAUGUCUCAUGCCCGGGUGCCUCCGCAAGAUCUCUAUUGACCAAGUGGGAGUGGGGGCAGGACGAGGAGGAGGAGCCACAGGACGAGAAGGAGCCCGUCCUCGAGAAGGCUAGCGUCGACAUCGUAGCCGAGAACGACGAGUACUAUGUAUGUGCAGCUGUCCACAACUGUGCGAAGCGCCUACGACGCUCCGAAAGGGAAUUUGCGGGCGACCAUGCCCAUCUGCACACGGGGCAUCCUUGGUAUGGAGAGUUACAGUUGAAAGAUGCUUCAAGCUUAGUCGGUGUCCCACUGGUCUUAACGAACAACCGGCUGGCAGCCAUUGAGAAUCUGGCAAGUGGCAAAUGCACAAAUCAGUUCACAUUGGCUGCGGUGUCGGCGAGCACAAACACUAUAGCAGGAUACGUUUUUGCCUCUUUUACAACUGACGUGCUGGACAUUGGGCAUUGCAAAGUCGAUCGAUCACAUCAAGGGAAAGGUUUGGGUGGUCUGUUGCUCCAAGCGGCAGAGACAAAUGCGAGAAACAAGGGCUCCGACCACUCCACGGUCAAGCUCUCGGUAUUGGAGACGAACGAGGCCGCAAUCAAAUGUUACUGCAAGGCGGGCUUCAAAACGACUGAAACCAGCCCUUCGAGCUUCCCUCCCACAGCGUGCACGAAAAUUCAGUGGCUGCGCAUGGAGAAGGGCGUGUCUUGA
Symbiodinium sp. CCMP2592 is the source of this 1197-nucleotide messenger RNA. The record is from the annotation of a GenBank genome assembly. Lineage: Eukaryota; Dinophyceae; Suessiales; Symbiodiniaceae.